AGUCGUCAAAAUGGCCGACCAGCCCGUCACGCUGAGAACGCGCAAGUUCAUCCGGAACCCUCUUUUGGGCCGCAAGCAGAUGGUCGUGGACAUCCUCCACCCCAACCGCGCCAACAUCUCCAAAGAUGAGCUCCGUGGCAAGCUCGCUGAGCUUUACAAGGCCUCUCAGGACCAGGUCAACGUCUUCGGUCUCCGGACGCACUACGGUGGUGGCAAGACCACUGGUUUCGCUCUCCUCUACGACUCCGCCGAGGCUCUGAAGACCUUCGAGCCUCACUACCGCCAGGUCCGCAUUGGUGCCGCCACCAAGAUCGAGAAGGCCAGCAGACAACAGCGCAAGCAGCGCAAGAACCGCAGCAAGACUGUCCGCGGUACUGCGAAGGCCAAGGGUGUCAAGAAGGAGAAGAAAUAAGCGACUGUUUGAUUGGGGCCGGGUUGACGGUUGGGAGACUGUUCGGGUUCGGAUUGUGGAAGUGGAUAUUGCAUGCACCAGCGGAUGUAUAUCUACACUUUUUUCUGAUGAAUUUAUACCGCAUUCCGACCUGGUGGAGACACCAGAGUUUCCUUUCGCACUUCUGCUGGGUUUAAAGGGCUUUCACAAGCAAUUUCAAAAUGUUUUCGAAUCUUCACACUGAUGUGUUCAUGGAACUGCGAUCUGCCAUUCGUGCUAGAUAAUACCUCGUUCCCCGGACAAAUAUUUCCCUCGGUCUUCAACAAUGAUGUUGUUUGACAUCAUAUCUCCGUCAAUAUUCCGCCCCAUUUGGUUUUUUUCCCGAAAUCAUGGCCCUUUGUCGUUGAAUGCAGUGGUCAAUUGUCAAAUGCCUAUCUGCGAAGGGAUCCUCUUUUCCCUGGCAUAUCUCAAAGGGACGGGAAAGUGGAUUAGCCAGGUAACCAGUGUAAAUCCUCCC
Messenger RNA from Xylona heveae TC161, 908 nucleotides. Its product is annotated as 37S ribosomal protein S24. Bases 11 to 412 code for a protein of 133 amino acids. The transcript has 3 exons. Gene Ontology annotation, molecular function: structural constituent of ribosome. NCBI's taxonomy places the organism in Eukaryota, Fungi, Ascomycota, Xylonomycetes, Xylonales, Xylonaceae. Gene Ontology annotation, cellular component: ribosome. Gene Ontology annotation, biological process: translation. The record is from RefSeq and is a predicted model, not a curated record.